Molecule: messenger RNA, 1250 nt
Organism: Hordeum vulgare subsp. vulgare (domesticated barley)
Lineage: Eukaryota; Viridiplantae; Streptophyta; Magnoliopsida; Poales; Poaceae
Exons: 5
Coding region: 117-710 (197 amino acids)
Source: RefSeq, a predicted model, not a curated record
AGUAGCCCGACCAACCAUCCCAUAUCUCUCUCCGCCGAUGGCAGCCGCGGUCUCCGGCGGCGGCCGGUGAGAGUGCCGCCGCCGCCGCCUGAAGAGCUCGCCUCCUCCUAGGGCACAUGUCUGCUCUCCGUCUGUGCAAGGGAGCCGUCAAGCCGUCGCCGCCGGGCUGCCGGUGCUGGUCGGGGUUGUCGAGGUCGAGGAACCUUCUCGCUGCCGCGUCGUCCCGCGCUCCGAGAGGGGCUGCCGCCGUCGCGUGCCGCCGGAAGAAGCAACAGGGGAGCUUCCCCUUGGUGCAGGCGUCUCCUUCCUUCGGCAGAAGCACCAGGGGGAUGCAAUGGGCCAUCAAGACUAUGGGAGACGACAAUCCUGACAAUUCAGGCAAUAGCACUCGGCUGUUUAAUGCAAUUCAAUCUUUUUUAAAGAAGUUGUCUGGCAAGCUGAAGAAAGUAAGUAGAGGGUUUCCAGUAAAGAUCCUAUGCUUUCUGAUAGGAUUUUACUGUGCCACGGCAUUUGCUACCGUCAUCGGGCAAACAGGCGACUGGGACAUACUUUCUGCUGGCCUUGCUGUUGCCAUCGUCGAGGUUAUUGGCGCUCUCAUGUACAGGGCUUCCUUUGCUCUUCUUGGCAGGAUGAAGAAUAUAAUCUCCAUAUUCAAUUAUUGGAAAGCCGGGCUCACACUUGGAUUGUUCUUGGAUUCAUUUAAAUUUUAGCACGUUGGUUCAUCCGCCAAAUUUUGCCCAAAUUACGCCUGCUCCUGCGUCCAUGACGACCCUGAUGGCGCAUUUGCAUCCAUGAUGAUCCCAAUGGCGCAUUCCUCACGUCGGACGCUCCGCUCCCUCCUCUGGUCUUGGCAUCCUGCCAAGCUCCAAGACAGCCUGCACACCAUCAUCUCCAUUGGAAUGGUGCUGAGCAAGGCAGCUUCUGAGCUCAAGGUCCAUGCCUUGCUGUUUGCAGAGCGCGAAAGUGGGAAAAGAGUGCGGCUUGCGGGUAUAUACGCUGAAGUUCUUGGCGAGGCACGGCCCUCACAAGACGUGUUGACCUGCAGCAAAGGGUGAAGUCAAGGUGCAAGUCAGAUGUUGAGAGACCGCAGCUGGUAGCUGUAUAUCAAAUUGUAGUUAGCCAUUGGCGACUUAUGAUUGAAUGAUAUAUUGAUUGUAUAUAUGCAAGCGGCUUAUGAUUGGCAGAUUGGUUGUAUACAAGCAUGCGUGUUCAUGGAUUUUCAUAGAUGGCAAAAACACUUUUCAUGCGCA